AUGGCUCCGGUUCUCGGAUUCAUUGAAGGGCUCCUGGAGGUUAUUUCUGGGGGUUUCUUCGACCCGGACCGCACAAGGUCUGGCAGAUGGAUUGGGUGUCGCUCCUUCGACGAUGCCGUGAGGAAACUGAGUGACGCUUCAGGUGCCGGGGGCCUUUCUGGUCUGCACAGCGAGGAGGAGGCUGGUCCGUCCAUAGCACCUGAGGUUUACGAUGUCUGGAAUCCUGAGGAGCCUUUGGAACCUGGGGAUGCCACGCCUCGGUCUGCAGCACUGGGGCCCGAGCCAGCUUCCUCCGAAGAGCGUCAGGUGUCUGAUUGUGAUUCCUCGUCCGCGUCUCUUCAGGAUGAGGAAGAGUCCGAGGAUGCUGAAAGGAUGGCCGAGCUUGCGGGAGAGCAGGUGGCCGAGACCAUCCAAGGAGCAGCGGACGUCGGCCUCAGCCAAGGGGCCAUUGAUACUCUGCGUGCGAAAGGAUGGGGCACACAUGCAAAUUUUGCCUUUUCCACUGCAGUGAUUCCGGGGCAGGGAGACGAUAGCGUCUUCGUGCGUGAUGUGAUCACAGCCGUCCUAGGGGACGCGGAUCAUGCUUCGGCGGCGGCUUUGCGGAGGUUGCACUUUGAAAGUUACACCCUCGCUGCUGCUGAAUUAAAGCGACAGACGGAAAACACUGAGAGUGACGUUCCGCGGAAACUUCCACCUACGGAGAUCUCCAGCCGGAUCGAUGCUUUGCAGACAAAGAUUUUACCGCUGAGGAUCGAGGACAGCCUCGAGCCAUCCCACGCGGUUGUGAACUUGGUUUGCCAAUGCGUGGAAGAUCAACGCGUGCGUUACCUGGAGCUGUGCAGAGUGACUACAAGGAAUCAAGAAGUGAAUUCCUUGAAAGAAGUUCCCUCCCUUCGUAUGUUGCAGCCGGAUCGCAGUGGAAUGCUGAAAGCUGUUGCUUCCCCGGAUGCUUUGAGGACCAAG
Symbiodinium necroappetens is the source of this 963-nucleotide messenger RNA. The record is from the annotation of a GenBank genome assembly. Lineage: Eukaryota; Dinophyceae; Suessiales; Symbiodiniaceae.